Messenger RNA from Aspergillus terreus NIH2624, 1281 nucleotides. Its product is annotated as FAD-dependent oxidoreductase. The coding region runs from base 1 to 1281 and encodes 426 amino acids. The record is from RefSeq and is a predicted model, not a curated record. NCBI's taxonomy places the organism in Eukaryota, Fungi, Ascomycota, Eurotiomycetes, Eurotiales, Aspergillaceae. Gene Ontology annotation, molecular function: FAD binding; monooxygenase activity. The transcript has 6 exons.
AUGCGUCUUCAGAACGGUUGGAGAAGUCUGGAUGUUGCCGUCAUUGGUGGCGGCAUUGGCGGUCUCGCCGCAGCCAUUUCUCUCCGGCGAGCGGGACACCAUGUGACAGUCUACGAACGAGCCGAUUACGCCGGCGAAGUCGGUGCUUCGAUCUCCUGCGCAGCAAACGGCACCAGGUGGCUGCAUGAGUGGGAAGUAGAUGUCGCCACAGGUGAUCCUGUCGUCCUCCGGAAGCUCAUCAACCGUGACUGGAAGACCGGCGAGCCAGUCAGUGAGUAUGAUUUGAGCGAUUAUGAGGAGAAAUGGGGAUAUGUGUACUAUAUGUUCCAUCGCCAGUAUAUGCACAAGAUGUUGAUGGACACGGCGGUGGGUCAAGGGAAGGGCAUUCCUGUCAAGAUUGUCGUGAACCACAAGUGUAAAGAUAUCGACGUCGACUCCGGGCUCAUCACAUUUGAAAAUGGUGUCACUGCCCGGCAUGAAUUGGUGGUUGGAGCGGACGGCAUUGGCUCUGCUGUUCGGAGUAUCAUCGGUAUUCACCCCGAGAAGAAGCCAGCCAACUCGAGCUGUCUGCAUGCCAAUGUCGAUACCGCCACCGCUGUGAAGCUCGGUCUUGUGGACUACUCCAAGGAUAGUGCCCUCGAAUACUGGGGUGGCCACAACAACGUCCAUAAGAUCGUCCUUUCUCCUUGUAAUGGAGGCAGUCUGUUGUCCUACUAUUGCUUCUUCCCCCGCGAAAAGGGAGACUACAGUACGCAGAACUGGGCCAGUGAGGGAACUGUCGAGGAGCUGCUCGCCCCGUUCCCCGAUCUCGACCCCAAGCUGCUCGAACAUUUCAAGAUUGGGACUGAAGUCCGUCCGUGGAGGCUGUGGGUGCAUCAGCCGUAUGAUUACUGGCAGAAGGGGGUGGUCUGUAUCAUGGGCGAUGCGGCGCAUCCAAUUGCCAAGAUGAUGCCUGAUCAGAGCCAGGGCGCAUGCAUGGCGAUUGAGGACGCUGCCUGUCUGGGCAUCGUAUUCAGCCAGAAGCAUUUCACAGGUGACAUUCGCCAGGCCCUUGAGGUAUACCAAGCUGUGAGAAAGCCGCGGGCAACGAAAGUCCAGGCAGCAUCCGCUCGGGCGCGUGAGAAUAUCCACGAACGCAUUGGGUUCUCCGAUAACACCAAUAACCCCUUGUACACGGUCAAGGAUGAGAGCAAUAAGCUGACUAUCAAGGAAAUGAACUCGUAUAAUAUGCACGACGAUGUUGCCUCCAAAUUCAGUCAACACCCAUCUUCCCGUCUGUGA